Molecule: messenger RNA, 1214 nt
Organism: Contarinia nasturtii (swede midge)
Lineage: Eukaryota; Metazoa; Arthropoda; Insecta; Diptera; Cecidomyiidae
Gene: Ppt2
Product: lysosomal thioesterase PPT2 homolog
Exons: 7
Coding region: 169-1032 (287 amino acids)
Cellular component (GO): lysosome
Molecular function (GO): thiolester hydrolase activity
Source: RefSeq, a predicted model, not a curated record
AACAACAGAUCAUUUUGUCAUGUACGUAUGGCACGAUUGUAUCAAGUUAACUUGAACUCUCAUUUGCAUUGAUAAAACGCAAAAAAGGAGGAACUUUGAAUUGAAAUAAUUUCAGUUAACAGUGAUAUUUGUAAAUACGGAGAAUAAAGACUAAGACUGCCAUUUAAAAUGUUACGAUUUUUGCUAUUUACCAUACUUAUUACAUACGAAAACAAUGCAGUUGAAGCAUACAAACCAGUGGUUUUGAUGCAUGGAAUUAUGACAGGUGCACCCAGUAUGAAUUUGAUUCAACAGGAAAUCAAAAAAGCUCAUCCAGGAACGAUCGUUUAUAAUACGGAUCGAUUUUCGGGUUGGUCGAGUCUGGAAAAUGCCUGGCAUCAAGUCGAAGAGCUUGGAAAUGAUUUGAUCGAGAUUUGUCAGAGACAUCCCGAAGGUGUACAUUUAUUAGGCUACUCACAAGGUGGACUUUUGGCACGUGCCAUUUUAGAAGUGUUUGGAGAGCAUAAUGUUAAGAAUUUUAUUUCAUUGAGCUCACCACAGGCUGGCCAAUUCGGAACGGCAUUUUUACAUUUGAUAUUCCCGGAUUUGGCGGCCAAAACGGCUUAUAAUUUAUUCUAUUCUUAUGCUGGGCAACAUACAUCCGUCGGAAAUUAUUGGAAUGAUCCGCAUCAACAGGCACUUUACUAUAAUUUUAGUUCGUUCUUGCCUUAUAUUAAUAACGAAAUAAAAUCAUAUAAUUCGUCGCUAUUUCGAGAGAACCUUUUGAAAGUUGAGCAAUUGGUUUUAAUUGGUGGUCCAGAUGAUGGUGUUAUAACACCUUGGCAAUCCAGUCAUUUCGGCUACUUCAGCGAAGAUGGACAUGAAGUGAUACCAUUUUACCGGAGAAAAAUCUACACAAAUGACGAUAUCGGUCUGAAGACAUUAUUCAAGGAGGGUCGAUUGAGAGUGCUAACCUAUCCGAAUAUUCAUCACUUUGCUUGGCACAUGAAUGUAUCUGUAAUCAGAGAAUCAAUACUGCCCCAUUUGGAUUAAAUUUUUCUGCUCGUCAAAUUGAAUAAUUGCUCUCUGUGGAAAGAAAAAACAAUUAAAUAACAUAAUGCCAAAAGAAUUGUAAUUUAUGAGGAGAAAUGAGUUUAGACUGUGAAGAUAAUGACGACUGUUGAUUAGAGUUGUUUUUGUUACCAAAAGAUUCCAAAUAUUUUUUUUUAUAUCAA